Messenger RNA from Chelonia mydas (Green sea turtle), 3642 nucleotides. It is a transcript of the gene E2F3, whose product is annotated as E2F transcription factor 3. Gene Ontology annotation, molecular function: protein dimerization activity; RNA polymerase II cis-regulatory region sequence-specific DNA binding; DNA-binding transcription factor activity, RNA polymerase II-specific. NCBI's taxonomy places the organism in Eukaryota, Metazoa, Chordata, Testudines, Cheloniidae. Gene Ontology annotation, cellular component: RNA polymerase II transcription regulator complex. The coding region runs from base 293 to 1603 and encodes 436 amino acids. The record is from RefSeq and is a predicted model, not a curated record. The transcript is spliced from 7 exons. Gene Ontology annotation, biological process: regulation of transcription by RNA polymerase II.
GCGCGUAACCCGUCUCCCUUCCCUUCAUUCAUUGUCAGCAGCCGCCGCUUCCUGGAGCCAUUUUCCAGCCGGCCCCACACAGCGGGAGCGGCCCCGCUUCAUCCGCCGCAUCUGCCCGUCCCGCCGCUUUCAUCCCCCCCUGGGACCCCGCAUCCUGCAGCCGGAUCCCCCCCGGCACCCGCCGCCCCCAGUAUUUUGGGUCGGGCCUCGGCAUUGAGGAGGAAAGCAGCCGGGAAGGCCGGGGGGGGAGGGAGGUAGAGACUCGGCUACGGGGACAGACCCAGAGGGAAGGAUGAGAAGGGGACUCCAGCCGGCGGCCCUAGCAGCGCAGCCACCCGCACCUUCCAUGGACUCCCGGGUGACCCCCGCCAGCUUCCCAGCCCACUUCGCCGCUGGCACCUUCAUCCAGAUCCGCAGCGGCGCGGCGGCGGCGUCCUGUGUGUCCUCCUCCUCCCAGGUUCCCGGUGCCUUUGCCCUCACUGCGGAGGGGGGUCAGCCCGCUGGCGGCUCCCUGUACUGCACCCCGCACGGACCCGCCGGCAGGACGGCGCUGCUGCAGCCAGCACUUGGAGGAGGCGGAGGCCGCCCCCCGGCAAAGCGAAGGCUGGAGCUAGGAGAAAGUGGUCACCAAUAUCUUGCUGAAGGAUUAAAAACCCCAAAAGGAAAAGGAAGAGCUGCAACAAGAAGUCCAGAUAGUCCAAAAACUCCAAAAUCUCCUUCAGAAAAGACUCGAUAUGAUACAUCACUUGGUCUUCUCACAAAGAAGUUCAUUCAGCUGCUGAGCCAGUCCCCAGAUGGGGUCGUGGAUUUGAACAGAGCAGCAGAGGUCCUCAAGGUGCAGAAACGGAGGAUUUAUGAUAUCACCAAUGUACUGGAAGGCAUCCAUCUCAUUAAGAAGAAAUCCAAAAACAACAUUCAAUGGAUGGGCUGCAGUCUAUCUGAUGAUGGGGGCACGCUGGCACAGUGUCAAGGCCUGUCAAAGGAGGUGACUGAACUCAGUCAGGAAGAGAAGAAACUGGAUGAAUUGAUCCAAAGUUGCACCCUGGACCUCAAGUUGCUAACAGAGGAUUCAGAGAAUCAGAGAUUAGCUUAUGUUACAUAUCAAGAUAUUCGAAAAAUUAAUGGCCUUAAAGACCAAACUGUUAUAGUUGUGAAAGCACCCCCAGAAACCAGACUUGAAGUGCCUGACCCAGUGGAGCAGAAUGCGCUGAUCCAUUUAUCUAGUACCGAAGGACCUAUUGAGGUUUAUCUAUGUCCAGAAGAGAAUGACAGCCUCAGUCCUAUUAAAACAUACAAUCAGGACCACAACGGAAAUAUCUCAAAAACAAUUUCCAAAGAUCUGGCUUCUGGUAACGCAGGACAAGGGGACUGCUCGGUAAAUAUGGCAAACCUCUCUCCAUUGGCUUCUCCAGCCAACCUUUUGCAGCAAACAGAGGACCAAAUUCCCUCUAACUUCGAAGGGCCAUUUGUGAACUUGCUGCCUCCUCUGCUUCAGGAAGAUUACCUGCUGAGCCUUGGGGAAGAAGAGGGCAUCAGUGAUCUCUUUGAUGCUUAUGAUUUAGAAAAGCUUCCCUCAUUGGUGGAUGAAUUUAUAUACAGCUGAUUAUAUUUUGUUAAUUAUUUUCCAUAUAAACCAUUUUUUUUUUAAAUGGAACCAGAAAUCCUGCUGUGAUUCUGUGUUGUCCCCUCCCUCCUUCCUACUCCCAAGUGUAGCAUUACAGAGUCAACCACAGACUCCUGAACAAUGCUGACAUUUUCAGGAAAUACUUCCUAGAAUAGUAUGAACACAACUGUAGGCUCUUGCAACAAAGCCUUGUUUAACCUUAGGCUCCAGGCCUUGUGCAUCAGCAAAUGGCACAUCAUGCAGGCAGGUGAUCAUAAAUGGUUCCUCUCUCACCCCUCCCCCAAUCUCUGCUUACUGUGUACAGUGGGCUUGUGGAGAAGGGCUCAAUGAACUGGUUUAGUCACAAAUAGCAAUUUUUUAAAUUGUAUUUCAAGCUGUGCCUUCUGUGGAAAACGCAUGUCUUCUGAGUCUCACAAUAUGGAUUGUACCUGCAGUAAAUGUAAAUAGGAAGUAAUGCAAGAGUGUGUAAUGGGUUUCUUGAACUCUUCCUGGGAAUGUUUAAAUUACUCUCAUAAUGCUCAGUUUGAGCAAUGUAUUUGUCUCAGUAUGAGGUCAGAUACUAAUGUCCUUAUAAGUUUUUAAUAAAAAAAUAAACUUUAAAUAUAGUGUAUAUUACAAAUAUGGGCAAAGAUUACAGUUCUGCCACUUCUCAUAGUAACCACAGAUUUUUAAAAUGCUUACAUAUGUGUGUGAAAGUGUUUCUCUUUUUAAAAUGAAACAAAGAUGCACAGUUCAAUUUUACUGCCCCCAGUGUGCACACUAGACCUGGUACAUAAAUUUUUGUGGUACUAAGUGGGGCUUUGUGUUAAGUGCCUACUAGAUAUGCACUGUGUUAUUCUCUCUAUGGAAAAUAAUUUAUACCAAGCUUUGUUUGUUCAGUAUACCAUAUUUAUAGCAGCGGGUAAGCUGCCUCUGCUUCCAGCUUUUAUAAUUCUCCUCGCCAGCAACGCAGAGCUUUUUUCCCCAAAGCAAGAACUACAUAACUGUAAGUACCACAUUAACUGAAUUAAGUUUAUUUUUUGAAACUCUUUGGUAGUAUAGUAAAGCACCAAUAUUUAUUUUUUGAAAGUGAGAGGAAUUCUAAUAAGUCUUAAAUAUACCUUCUGUUUUUGUUUAAAAUGUUGCCACUUUAUGGGCUAAAUGUUGGUGUAGAUGAUGCCCCAUAUAAACUUUUUUUUGUUUGUAUUACUGUCGUGAUUAUCUGACACACAUAGUAAAUUAGUACUAUUUUGUAUUGUAGUUUGCAUAUGAUGUAUGCAGGUUUUCUGGUACCAUUGAGUUGCUGCUAUAAAAGCUCACAUAUGAAAUGACUAAAAGUAACAGUACUAGAAUAAGAACUAUAUGACUGAGCUUUAGAAUAUAACAAUGUAUAAAGUGCAACACAUUAAGAACUGUUAAACAGUGUUAAGUGUGUGUUUAUAUGUACAAAUGUGUGCAUAGUUCAUUAAGUGGUUAUAUUUAAGUUGAUAUAUGUUCUGUACUCACACUUUAGUUAUGUAGCAGAUUUGUACAAUAGGAAUUAAUUUGUAAACACUGCCAGAAUAUUUUCUAGCUUGUUCGUAAUUUUUUAAGAGUUUUUUUGUUAAAUGAUGUGGAUCUGUAAAUAAAAUUGCAGUAUUUAAAUUUUAGUCUUGUGGAAGAGGAAAGUAAAAGUUGUGUAAGCAUGACAUUUUCUGAGAGACAAGGGGGCACUUUGUGAGAAGGAUAAAAUUGAGACUAAUAGAUUAUAUUAUUGUCCUUUUUGUUAUACUGUUUUGUAUAAAUUAAACACUUGUCCCAAUGUGUGUGGGCAAAAUACUAAUCUAAAUUAGCUUUGCAUUGUAUGCUAGUUGAGAAAAAAGAAACCCUGUAAAAUAAUGUUUAAAAAAAAAAAAGCUUUUAUGAGUUUUGUAAAUAGAUUUAUUAAAGGGUGACCUGUUCUCUAGCUGUGAUCUUACCACUUUAAAUGGAUGUAAUUUGAAUAAAUUUUGUAUGGUAAUGAAUCAAUAAAAAGGAUUUUUUAAAGAGUUUAGAUUUGU